AUGGCUGAGGUGUUUAAACACGAGGAAAAUGAAACAAAAAUAUCAACCACAAAUAUGCUUUGUUCAGAAUUAAUCAAGAGAAUAACUAUUCUAUUUAAUGAUUUUAAAAUUAAAGGUCAAAUUCAAAUAAAUGGUCGAAUAUAUAAAGAGGGGGAGUCUAAACAAGACAUGACAUUAUCUGGAUUCAAUGCUCAAACUCUCCAGAUUAUUUAUUUAAAGAUGCAUGAUAAAUCUAACGCUUCUGAUUGGUAUUUUACAGGAGAGGUUAUUUUCCGCAAAAAUUAUUUUAGAAUAGUAAAAAGAUCUAAAACUGGCAGAGGUGGAAAUCUACUUAAAAAGAUAAAUGAAUACAAAGGCGAAAAUUGCUACAUACCAGGCGAUGGAUAUUGUUUUAUAAAGUGUGUAAAUCACUUCAUGAAUAAAGACUUAACAAAAGAAUUUAAAGACUUAAAAGAAUUUGAAAAAAUUAUCAACAGAUUUCAAAAAGCAAAAAGAAAAGGAGUGAUGACAGUUGGAAGAAUUAAGCUAUUCAACGAUCAAUUUAAUACAAACUUUCAAAUCUGUAAGCCUAAAGACAGUUAUUUUCAACCAAGAUAUGUAAACAGGGACUUAGAUUGUUUUUAUUUCUUACACAAAGAACAUUUCUGUCUCAUAAGAAGAAAUAAUAAAGCUUUGGGUAUUAAAGAAAUAGAAGAAAACUGUAAUGAAAAUGUAUGGAGAACCUGCAGAGAUGAUAAUGUAGUAUCAUGUUUUGCUCAGUUAAAACUAAACGUGAUUUCACAACCCCAUGAUGAUACUUUAUUCGCUUGGGAUUGUGGAACAUAUUGUGAAGAGGGGGCUAAUAAAGCCAUUCCUUAUUGCUGUACUUUAGUCAAUUUGGAAAAAACUAGAACUAACUAA
Lottia gigantea (owl limpet) is the source of this 900-nucleotide messenger RNA. RefSeq lists its product as hypothetical. Bases 1 to 900 code for a protein of 299 amino acids. The record is from RefSeq and is a predicted model, not a curated record. NCBI's taxonomy places the organism in Eukaryota, Metazoa, Mollusca, Gastropoda, Lottiidae. The transcript has a single exon.